AUGUCUGAGGCAGCUAGGAAUCCGCCCAAGAAGAGAGAUGUUCUGCAAAAAGGACCCCAGAUGAAACAUUUUUCUGGAAAUCAGAGCAAGCUGAGGAAAAAGACAAAGAAGAAAAGCAAUUCUGUCUCAUCUAGAACCAGUCAUUUCAAUCCGGAGGAUGCUGAGCAGCGUGACAACGAGAUCAACCAAUGUUUCCACGUUUUGGGCAACAGGAGUAUGAAACUCUUCAAAAAAGGUACAGCUGUAACCUCGUAUGGCCUUAACCUGGAUGUCAGACUACCAGAGAAAGUCGCAGUUAAGCUCAUUCUAAAUGUGCCACACGAGUAUCCAAAGUCACCAUUGCAGUUGCAAUGGAAAAAGAGCUCAUCGGGCGAUAACUUACCCAGAGAGAUUACAUUUCAGACGCUAGUUCGGAAUUUCAACUUUAAAGCCCGUGACAUGUCGUUACAAAAGAUACCAAUGAUAGCACAACUGAAUUAUUUAGUGUAUAAGGCAGAGAACCUCGCUGCUUCCGGCUUCAAGCUGAUAGAUCGACGAGAGCGAGAGUUUUUUGCCGCCUUUGGUUAG
Molecule: messenger RNA, 567 nt
Organism: Torulaspora globosa
Lineage: Eukaryota; Fungi; Ascomycota; Saccharomycetes; Saccharomycetales; Saccharomycetaceae
Gene: SMU2
Product: Smu2p
Exons: 1
Coding region: 1-567 (188 amino acids)
Source: RefSeq, a predicted model, not a curated record